Vicia villosa (hairy vetch) is the source of this 1819-nucleotide messenger RNA. RefSeq names its product F-box/LRR-repeat protein At3g26922-like. Gene Ontology annotation, molecular function: protein binding. The transcript has 5 exons. The record is from RefSeq and is a predicted model, not a curated record. NCBI's taxonomy places the organism in Eukaryota, Viridiplantae, Streptophyta, Magnoliopsida, Fabales, Fabaceae. The coding region runs from base 351 to 1436 and encodes 361 amino acids.
AGAGGAUCAAAAGGUGAUUGGAUCUUCCAUAACAAAAAUAAAAAAUAAAAAAUGGGGUUGUUAGAUAUGGAAGAGCACUUUGCGUUCUAUGCUCUUAUCAAGCAAACCAUUUAACAUCAUAAAUCACAUAAUCUUUGUUUGGCCUAUUCUCCUUUAUUUUACUCCUCCUAUUUUUUCUCCUUCCCAAACACUCCUUAAUCUUCCAGUUUGGUCGCUAAUUCCAUCGGAUUCCAACUCGAUUGGAAGGUUGUGUUGGCUGCUCACUUGUUUUGUUGGACAGGACAAUUUAUUGGCCAUGGUGUAUUUCAGUUUUGAUUCUUGUGUGUGAAUAUCUUGCGAAGAAAGCGAAAAUGCAUAUUCAUGAUGAAGACAGAAUCAGUAACUUACCGGAUUGCCUUUUACUUCACAUACUCUCUUUUUUGAAGGUCGAACCAGUCGUCCAAACUUGUGUACUCUCCAAAAGAUGGAACAAUAUUUGGAAGCAUCUUCCAACCCUUAGAUUCAAUUCACGGGACUUCAAGAGUUUGAAAGCUUUCACCAAAUUUGUGUCUAUAAUUUUCUCUUUACGCUGUUCCUCAACUGCGUUAUCUGCUCUCCAUUUUGUCCGCAGUGGUAUCGUGGAGCCUCACAUACUCCAGUGGAUUGUGAAUUACGCGAUUUCACACAAUGUCCGGUUAUUAGAUAUUGAUGUCAGAUGUGAUAUUAAACAAUUUCCGUCUUGUUUAUUUUCAUGUCAAAGUUUAACAUCUCUCCAUCUUUCCGUUUGCAAUAGAGUUUGUCGUGGGGAGAGAAUAUUAUUUCCAAAUUCAGUAAAAAUGCCGGCAUUAACCACUUUGUCUCUAAGGCGGUUUAUCUUUUCUAGCGGCGAUGAUGGUCGUUGUGAACCCUUCUCCACAUUUAGCAAGUUGAAUAGUUUGACCAUUCGAUAUUGUAAAGUCGUUGAUGCACAAAACCUUUGCAUAUCAAGUCUCACACUUGUCAAUUUAACCAUACAAAAUUUCCCUUAUGUCAAUGACGAUUUUCGUAAAGUCGAGCUAUCUUCUCCAAGUCUCUCUGUGUUUGCUUUUAGUGGUAGUCCUUGCAUGGAACUAUGCGGGAGCAAUAUUUCUUCUAUUAAACACAUAAACAUUGACGCAAGACUGUCCGAGAACUCUGUUGAUCCUCCUUCAAUUUUACUAAGCACGUUGCUAAAGCUUGCUGAUAUCAAAUCAAUGACCGUCACAGCAGAUACUCUUCAGACGCUCUCCUUAUUAAAGAUGGAGUUCCCUUUUCUGUGUAAUUUGAAGUCGCUUACAAUUAAGAUGACGCCAUUUUCAUAUGCAACAUCCCGCAUACCGGCUACCAACUUUAAAGAAGGAUCUUCAUGCAUACCUGAAGGAGUAGUUGAUUAUUUGCUUCAAAACUCACCUUUGGCACGGGUUUAUUUUAUUGAGUAGAUUGCAAAAGUCUGGUGCACCCUUGGUGACAAAUAAAGCAGAUGCUGCAGCUAAAUUAUGAAGAAGUUUUGAAGGGUGGGUUCUAAUGGAUUUGCUUAACCUUGAUGAUCUCUUUGACGUUCGCCUAUGAAACUGCCUUUUUUUCAUUGAGAAUUAUAUAAUGCAUGUGGUCUUUUUCUGUGACUAUUGUGAAAGGCUUGGUUUGGUUUGGCUUGGCUUAUCUCUGAUGGAUUGCGUAGUUCAAAUAAUUGUAGCAUGUAAUGGAAUGCAUGAAAGAGUUAUAAAAAUUGGAAACUUUAUAGGAAUAAAUAGUAGUUACUUUCAAUUAGUUCAAGUGUGUCGCAAAUGCAUCUGUCAACUUUGGUAUAUAAAUUUAAAAAAAA